AUGUGCCCCUUGUUUGCGACAAGCUCGAGUUUAGUCCCAUUAAAUCGCUCUAGAUUCUUUUCCUUCAGUACAUUUGCGUUUUGGACUGACAUGGCGAACAUGGACAGAAUGUCUGGUGCGGAGUACCUAGCCUCCAUUUAUGGUACAGAAAAAGACAAGGUGAACUGUUCAUUCUUCUUUAAAAUUGGAGCAUGUCGACAUGGAGACAAGUGUUCUCGCACCCAUAUUAUUCCUACCUUUUCCCAAACUGUGCUUCUAAAGAACCUUUAUCACAAUCCUGUCAUCGACAUGCGUCAGGCAGACGCUUGUACGAAGGUUGGCAUGAUGAACAAAGAUGAACAAGAAUAUUUUGACGAGUUCUUUGAGGAGAUUUUUACUGAAGUAAAUGAGAAGUAUGGAGAAAUAGAAGAAAUGGAGGUGUGUGAUAACAUUGGUGAGCACAUGAUUGGUAAUGUUUACGUGAAAUUCGCUAGGGAAGAAGAUGCAGAGAAGUGUGUGAAAGCGCUUGAUAAUAGGUGGUUCAACGGCCAAGCAAUUUAUGCAGAACUUUCCCCUGUUACGGACUUCCGUGAAGCAUGUUGUCGUCAAUAUGAGCUUGGUGGAUGUAACAAGGGCGCUUUCUGCAAUUUCAUGCAUCUGAAACCUAUUUCUACUGAACUUCGUCGUAAACUUUAUAAAGGACGCAGAGGAAGGAGUCCCCCUCGGUAUCAUGGCGGAAGAGAUAGAGAUCGAGAAAUGCGAGGUGAUCGUCGACGGGAUUUCGGCGGUGGUCGUGACUUUGGGGCACGUGAUUUCGGAGGCGGGAGAAGGAGAAGCCGCAGUCCUCGCCGACGCUUUUAA
This is a messenger RNA of Necator americanus (New World hookworm), 840 nucleotides long. RefSeq lists its product as uncharacterized. Gene Ontology annotation, biological process: mRNA splicing, via spliceosome. Lineage: Eukaryota; Metazoa; Nematoda; Chromadorea; Rhabditida; Ancylostomatidae. Gene Ontology annotation, molecular function: metal ion binding; pre-mRNA 3'-splice site binding. Gene Ontology annotation, cellular component: U2AF complex; spliceosomal complex. The transcript is spliced from 8 exons. The record is from RefSeq and is a predicted model, not a curated record. Bases 1 to 840 code for a protein of 279 amino acids.